AUGGAUGAUAGAAAGGAUGAAAUGUAUUUCUCCGCAUUCCACAUGAUUCAUGUAGAUGGAACCGAAGAUUAUUUAUUAUCAACAGAUGUCAAACCUCAAGAAAACCAUGAUUUUCACUAUAAUCCUCCGACUCUUCAACAGGCAAGUGAAAUAUCAACCAAUCAAUCGCUUUCAGAAGAAGAACCAACAAACCCAUUGGCGCUCAAUCCUACGAAUUCGCUAUUAGCUAGAUCCAGUUUUCAGAAUCCGUUUUUGUCCUCUCGCUUUCAAGCAGAUACAGUAGCUUACAAUCACGAAUUUGGGUAUCCACCAUCAUUUUCUCGUCAGUAUUCAUUUUGGAGCAAACCUCAUCUGGACUACAAAGUGAGAGAUCGAUCUCUUGAUAUGGUUUAUGAGAAAAAAAGCUGCUACUAUCUCUUCGAAAUACAGUUCAAACGGAAUACCAAACUAUGUAUGGGCUCCGAAGAUGACUCUGUAGUUGAUAUUGGAGAUUAUGUUUGUGUAACGGGAGAUCGAGGAGUGGAUAUGGGGAAAGUGGUCAAUCGGAAAAUUUGCAUCCGACCUCCGAGCAAUCAGCCAAUGCCAAUAGUCCUCAACAAAGCAAAUCAAAUAGAAGUGAGUCUGCUAAGAGAUCAAAGACGAGAAGAGAAGUGUGUCGUGCGUCUUUGUACACAGAAAGCACGUCAGCAUAACAUGGAUAUAGUGGUUGUUGACGCAGAAUUCCAAUACGACCGAAAGAAAUUGACGAUUUAUUACUUCAGCAACUCCCGAAUUGAUUUCCGAAGCUUUGUGAAAGAAUUGUACUCUAUUUACUACGCCCGCAUUUGGAUGGAAAACAUAAAAGCUGCCCAUGAAGGAGCGUGA
Messenger RNA from Blastocystis hominis, 864 nucleotides. RefSeq lists its product as hypothetical. Bases 1 to 864 code for a protein of 287 amino acids. Gene Ontology annotation, cellular component: cytoplasm. Lineage: Eukaryota; Bigyra; Opalinata; Blastocystidae. The record is from RefSeq and is a predicted model, not a curated record. The transcript has 6 exons.